Perca fluviatilis (European perch) is the source of this 1166-nucleotide messenger RNA. RefSeq lists its product as uncharacterized. The record is from RefSeq and is a predicted model, not a curated record. The coding region runs from base 146 to 1102 and encodes 318 amino acids. The transcript has 6 exons. NCBI's taxonomy places the organism in Eukaryota, Metazoa, Chordata, Actinopteri, Perciformes, Percidae.
UUCACCCUCCUCUGGGUGUGAUAUGUAAAGAAAACACAGAUGUGGUUUAUUAGAAGGCGAUAUUAACUGUUCACUCCACAGAUACAGACUCAGAGAGAGAGACUUUUAUGUUGUCUUUUUAAUCUACAUCAUUCCUCAUCUAAACAUGGAGAAAGGGGUCAACAGGAGAGGACAUGAAGAACAUGUUGUUGAAAAACAGCACUUGAAGCUGAAUGAUUUAAAAGAGGAAGCUAAAGCUGCAGGUUUGGUAAACAAAUGUCUCUCCAAAGACAACAUCCCAGAAUACCCUCACCCAGAGUUUGUCGUAUCUCAUGUGAAACACGACACAAAGGGAACGGGAUUGCGUGGCAUCAGUGAGGAUAACGGCUUCAAGGCCCCCUUCAAGGACCAGUCCUCUGGGUUGGGUCUGCUGUGGUGGAGUCUGUCUGUGGGACCUGAUGAGAUAAAGUCAGCUGAGAGGAGACUCCUGGAGAAAACCUACCCAGAUCAGAUGGAGGAGCAGCUCCAGAUGCAGCAGGGAUUCCUGGAGAAGUUCACCACCUCUCCAGCCUUCCUGAAGACCUCCAGGCUGGGCUCGUACCGCUUCACCUUCCCCCUGGAGGAACUGCUGGAGGCCUACAGAGAACAGUUUUGCUCCGGUGCUCCUCCCGUCAUGCGGGUGUUUAAGACCGUCCUGUACAGACAGACAGUGAAUUACGUUGUGCUGGUCCACAGUCCAGAUCAGGACCAGUUCUCUGACUAUCCUCUGCUGACUGACAACCCAGACACUGUCUGCACUUACAGAGAUGGCUGCUUCAUCUGGAGGCCUGAGGCCAUGAGUGAGACACACGGAUAUGAGUUUGUCAAGGGUCAGAUGGAAGCCCAGGAGCUGAGUCGUAGACAUGAGUUCGAUGUUUGGGAUAAUGUCUCCAUCACCUUGCAUGUGCCGAAUAAACAGGUGCUGCACUUUGAUGCCGGCCGACUGAGAGAGAACCUCAAGUUCUGCAGGGCAGAAAAACCUGGACUUAUACGUGGUGUCACAUUUGAAAACUUCCAAACAGCUGAAAAGCUUGUUAAUGAAUUUUGGCCUAAAUAUCCCUCACCACUGGAGAAAGAUGAAUAGCUAAAUUAAGUGUCAACAGUGUCACCAUCUGAUAGUUUUUCACUAUUAAAGUGUCUUCCCUGAA